Messenger RNA from Phlebotomus argentipes, 2943 nucleotides. RefSeq names its product plastin-1 (gene Fim). The transcript has 5 exons. The record is from RefSeq and is a predicted model, not a curated record. The coding region runs from base 185 to 2086 and encodes 633 amino acids. Gene Ontology annotation, cellular component: actin filament bundle; actin filament; cytoplasm. NCBI's taxonomy places the organism in Eukaryota, Metazoa, Arthropoda, Insecta, Diptera, Psychodidae. Gene Ontology annotation, molecular function: actin filament binding; calcium ion binding. Gene Ontology annotation, biological process: actin filament network formation; actin filament bundle assembly.
UUGAUGCAAAUUCGUCUCACAGGCAGCAGUGAAUUUUCUAUUUCUCUUUCACACCUCACAUUAGAAAGUGUCUUCGCUGCUCAAUUUGCCCCUAAAAGAGGAAAGUAGUCCUCAGAGGUCCUGUGAAAAGCGUCUGGACACUGUCUGUGUGCGUGUUCGUGUGGUGCCUUAUUUUUUGGAUAAAAUGGAUAUUUUGGCGGUCGAUCAGCAUGAGAUUAUGAAGGAGUUUCAGGUCAACCUCGAGCGUGAAUUGUGGCCGGAAAUUGAUAAAAACAAUGAUGGGUACAUUGAGCUGAAAGAGUUGCGGGAGGCGCUGGAUCAGGUGGGAUUCAAAUUGCCCGGCUAUCAGAUACGCGAGAUGGUGAAUGAGUUCAGCCAGCGCCAGGAGGCACAGAACAAGGGACGAUUGACGUAUGAUGAAUUUGAGUCGCUGUGCAUGGAUCUCAAGGCGAAGGAUGUGGGCAGCAAAUUCAAGACGGUGGUGUCCAAGAAGGAGAAUCUGGAAACAUUGGGCGGCAUGUCGAGCAUCUCGGCCGAGGGAACAACACACAGUGUCCGUCUGGAGGAGCAAUUGGCCUUCUCCGACUGGAUCAACUCAAAUCUGGGUCACGAUCCCGACCUCAGGCAUCUCCUGCCCAUCGACCAGGAGGGCAAGACGCUGUACUUGAAGAUCAAGGAUGGUAUUCUCCUGUGUAAGAUCAUUAAUCACUCCUGUCCGGACACCAUAGAUGAGAGAGCGAUCAACAAGAAGAACCUCACGGUGUACACGGAGUUUGAGAACUUGACUCUGGGCUUGGUGUCAGCUCAGGCGAUUGGAUGCAACAUUGUCAAUAUCGAUGCUCACGAUUUGGCCAAGGGAAAGCCCCAUCUUGUGCUCGGACUCCUCUGGCAGAUCAUCCGAAUUGGCUUGUUCAGUCAAAUCACCCUGGAUCACUGUCCGGGUCUCGUGGCGCUAGUCAAUGAUGGUGAGAACCUCGAAGACCUCAUGAAGCUCUCUCCAGAGGCCAUCCUUCUGCGCUGGGUGAAUUACCAUCUCGAGCGUGCGGGCGUGCAGAGGCGCUGCACCAACUUCCAGAAUGACAUUGCUGACUCCGAGGUGUACACGUACUUGCUGAAGCAGAUCGCGCCGAACACCGCCGGCGUGACCCUGGAAGCCCUCAGGGAGCACGAUCCGCUGCAGAGGGCCGAAGUGAUGCUGCAGCAGGCGGGAAAACUCAACUGUCGCAGCUUCGUGACACCACAGGACGUGGUGGGCGGCGUGUACAAACUCAACUUGGCCUUUGUGGCGAAUCUGUUCAACAACCACCCGGGACUCGAUGAACCGGAACAGAUUGAGGGAUUGGAAUCGAUUGAGGAAACGCGAGAGGAGAAGACGUACCGGAACUGGAUGAAUUCAAUGGGAGUGGCGCCACACGUGAAUUGGCUGUAUUCAGAUCUGGCCGAUGGUCUAGUCAUCUUCCAAUUGUGCGACAUCAUCAAGCCGGGAAUUGUGAAUUGGAAUCGGGUGCACAAGAAGUUCACGCCACUGAGGAAGUUCAUGGAGAAGCUGGAGAAUUGCAAUUAUGCCGUUGAGCUGGGCAAACAGCUGAAGUUCUCACUGGUCGGCGUGGCUGGACAGGAUAUCAGUGAUGGCAAUGCAACACUGACUCUUGCUCUCAUUUGGCAAUUGAUGCGAGCCUACACACUGUCGAUUCUGUCGCGACUGGCCAACACGGGAAAUCCAAUCAUCGAGAAGGAGAUCGUCCAGUGGGUGAACCAGAAGCUCCAGAGCGCCGGCAAGAGCUCAAGUCUCAAGAGUUUCCAGGACACAAAAAUAUCAGAUGGAAUAGUUGUAAUUGACCUGAUUGACUCCAUCAAGAAGGGCAGCAUCAAUUACGAUUUGGUGCGACAAGGAGGCACUGAAGAGGACAAUUUGGCCAAUGCCAAGUAUGCAGUGUCGAUGGCGAGGAAGAUUGGUGCUCGUGUGUACGCCCUUCCGGAGGAUAUCACGGAGGUGAAGCCCAAGAUGGUCAUGACAGUGUUCGCGUGCCUGAUGGCGAUGGACUACAUUCCAAAUAUGGACAGUGUCGACACAAAUUCCCACUAGAAUACUUCUCUUGUCGUCAUAUUUUUUCGCUUAAGGAAAAAGAUAUAAAUUCAUAAUUGUGUAUUUUAGGUGCUUCUCAUGGAGAAAUUAUGAUUGUUUUACCUUCGUUUGUACCUUCGAUCCACAUUCUAUUUUCCCUAUAUAAAAAUUUGUAAUAUUUUUUAUUCCUCUUCUGAUGCAAGAAUCAGUGAAAUCUUUCAACUUUUUUGUAGAAUAAUUCAAGUGGUAUAAUCAUUUUUCCUUAGAUUUAAAUCGCCUAAUUUCAAUAUGUUCUGAAUUAAGUGAUUCCACUGUAAUUGUUUAGUAUCUUUGUUCAAGUGAUGCAGUAUUUGCAACAGCGCUAAGAUUGUGUGAAGGUUGAUUGAUAUAUUUUACAUAAUUGUAGAUUAUUAUGCAUAUAUUAAGCAAGGAAUAAUAAGCAUGACAAAAGCUUCUCCAAAAACACACACAGAGAAAUUCCAUUGAUUUUUUGCUGAUUUAUAGGACAAAGAGCAGGGCAAAGUGUAGCGAAGCAGUGUGCGAUUUUAUAAAGAGAUUGAGCAAAGAGUAGCAGAGAAGUUGAGGUAAAAGUGCCAUCCGCAGUGAAGGAGAAAAUGGGAGAUAUAUGUGCAAUUAGAAUGGCACUGGAAAUUUUUAAUAGAAAGUAUUUUGACUAUUUAAAGAGCAGAAGAUGAAAAGGAAACGUACUAAGCACUAAGCGUAAUAUUUAAUAAAAUUAUAUCCACGUAAAAAAUCAGUAAUUAACCAUUUUUUACCAAAAUAAUCAAUACAAUAAUUUAUAAGUAAAUAAUUAUAACAGUAUAAUGUGUAACAAAAUGGUAUGGUUUGCUACUAUUUUUAAUAUAGUAAGAUUAGUA